Molecule: messenger RNA, 1647 nt
Organism: Vavraia culicis subsp. floridensis
Lineage: Eukaryota; Fungi; Microsporidia; Pleistophoridae
Exons: 1
Coding region: 1-1476 (491 amino acids)
Biological process (GO): positive regulation of transcription by RNA polymerase II; chromatin remodeling
Cellular component (GO): histone acetyltransferase complex
Molecular function (GO): histone H3 acetyltransferase activity; protein binding
Source: RefSeq, a predicted model, not a curated record
AUGGAAGACGCCGAAACUUUGAGCGACACGAACAAGAAGGAGCUCCGUGAAAAAGACCUAAUUGCGAUGUUUAAGAUGGGAAAGAUUCGAUUUAAACUGGUCAGUACGGGUAAGUCGUGGGAUACAGACACAAAGGAGUCAUUACUGGGAUAUAAAAUGAUACUGCAGAAGCAGCUGCCCAGGAUGCCCAAAGAAUACAUCAUCAAACAGAUAUUCAACGAGAAGCAUAGCAACAUACUGUGCUCAAUCGAUGAGAACAUCGUGGGCGGGGUGUGCUACCGACCGUUCUAUGAGCAGAGCUUUGUUGAGCUGGUGUUUCUUGCGAUCGACUCGAGCGUUCAGGUGAACGGACACGGCAGCAUGAUCAUUGAUAUGUUGAAAGAACAUUGCAAACGGGAGAUACAGAACAUUGAAGUAGAUUUCCUUGAUUACCUUUCGUACCCGAAGAGAUUGAUACACCCAGUCUAUCUGAUGGCGUACGCUGAUAACUACGCAAUCGGCUUUUUCAAGAAACAGGGAUUCAGCACGGAAAUCUAUUUCAAGAACUGGAGAGGAUACAUAAAGGACUACGAGGGAGGGACACUCAUGCAAUGCAAGGUCCUAUGGGAGAUAAACUACCUGAACAAAAUAGAAAUCGUGGAGAAGAAGCGCAUGGAGUUCAUCAACAAGAUCAGUCAAUUGUCUUCGUUCAACAUAUUGAGAGAUCCUCCUAGUUUUGCGGAUGUAAAAACUGUCUGGGAUAUUCCUGGUCUCAAGGAGGCAAAGCUAACUGAAGAAAUGCUCAAUCAGACAACUAAAAAGCUUAAAAACGUAUUUCGAUACAUCAUCUCAGAUAUACGGACAGACACGCAUGCAUGGCCAUUCUUGCAGCCUGUCAACGAGAAGGAAGUUCCCGAUUACUAUCAAAUCAUAAAAGCACCCAUGGACAUAUCCAGGAUCGAGCAGAACGUAGAGGAUGAUAAGUAUGACAGCCUAGAAGCGUUUGAACGAGAUUUCGUCCAAAUUUUUAAGAAUUGCUACAUCUACAAUGCACCAUCCACCACAUACUGCAAAUGUGCACAUGUGCUGGAGAAGAGAUUCAAGGAUAGAAUGAAGGAGGUUAAGAAAACGCUAAAUGGAGAUAGGGGUGCAAGAAAAGACAAGGAUGAGAGAGAAGUGCUACCAAAGCUUUACACACAACCGGAGCAUUUUGUGCCAGAGGAAUACGCAAUUCCACCCAUUUCAUUGCCGAAUAGUGACUUUGGUGUCCUCAAAGACACCGUGUUGAGUUCUGUUCAGCUGGAAACACACGGCAAAGCGUACGAGCAAUUGAAGAAAGAAAAGAAGAACGGUUCAAAACAGGAUAUAAAGAAUGUUCAGGUACAGGAAAAUGCCACUAAAAAGAACCGAAACAGACAUAACGAUGAUGAAGAUGAUAGAAAUGAUAAUUUGUUUGACAUUAAUUUCGAAAAUCAUCACUCAGAAGACUUUUUCUAGAGCGCAUGUUAAUUAAAACCUGUCAUAUAUGAUGCGUUUUGUAUAACUGCUAGUUCAGGUGUUCUUUACGCUGCCCUCAAGGACCGCGCUCAGUCCAUAACAAGCAUUGGUAUCGUUUUUGUGUACAAGGAGUGUUUAGGCACAGAUGCAGGUCUCGCAGAUGUAAAAAAU